Molecule: messenger RNA, 680 nt
Organism: Camarhynchus parvulus
Lineage: Eukaryota; Metazoa; Chordata; Aves; Passeriformes; Thraupidae
Gene: ATP5F1D
Product: ATP synthase F1 subunit delta
Exons: 5
Coding region: 48-551 (167 amino acids)
Biological process (GO): proton motive force-driven ATP synthesis
Molecular function (GO): proton-transporting ATP synthase activity, rotational mechanism
Source: RefSeq, a predicted model, not a curated record
GCCGUCCCGGCCUGCCCCGCGCCGCCGCCGCCGCUGCCGCCGCCGCCAUGGCCGCGAUGUUCUGCGCCCGCCGCUUCCUCCGCCUCGCCCGCCCCUCGCUGCCGCUGCCCCCCGCCCGCGGCUAUGCCGAUCCCGCCGCCGGCGGCCCCGCUGCCAUGGCCUUCACCUUCGCCUCACCCACACAGGUGUUCUACAACGGUGCCAACGUGAAGCAGGUGGAUGUGCCCACGCUUACGGGCUCCUUUGGCAUCCUGGCAUCCCACGUCCCCACGCUCCAGGUGCUCCGGCCGGGCGUUGUCACAGUCCACGCUGAGGAUGGGACGGCCACCAAGUACUUUGUGAGCAGCGGCUCUGUCACUGUGCACGCCGACUCCACGGUGCAGGUGCUGGCAGAGGAGGCAGUGACCAUGGACAUGCUGGACCUGGCUACUGCAAAAUCCAACCUGGAGAAGGCUGUGUCAGAGAUGGCAGCAGCAUCUGAUGAAGCUGCUAAAGCAGAAGCUCAGAUUAAGGUAGAAGCUAACGAAGCCCUGGUAAAGGCUCUGGAGUAAAUCCAGGAAUCCCACUGUGGAUGCAGAACUCCCAGCCUGUCCCUGUUCUACUCCCCAGCUGUACAGAUGGAACAGGACAAACGGAGGUGGAGAAAUGGUUCUGAUCAAUUAAAAGGAAUUGUGACCCCC